Contarinia nasturtii (swede midge) is the source of this 2725-nucleotide messenger RNA. Its product is annotated as zinc finger protein 37. NCBI's taxonomy places the organism in Eukaryota, Metazoa, Arthropoda, Insecta, Diptera, Cecidomyiidae. Bases 639 to 2600 code for a protein of 653 amino acids. Gene Ontology annotation, molecular function: RNA polymerase II cis-regulatory region sequence-specific DNA binding; DNA-binding transcription factor activity. The transcript is spliced from 4 exons. The record is from RefSeq and is a predicted model, not a curated record. Gene Ontology annotation, biological process: regulation of transcription by RNA polymerase II.
UGUGUGAUGCAUUUUAUUGUGCUUUAAAUAUAGAAUUUAAUCCUGGUAUCCAAUGUAUACAAUUGUGACCGCUUAUAGUAUUAAAAUCAACGCACACGAAACAAACGUAACCAUUUGGGUAAAUUGAACUGAACCGCGAACCGAAUUUAAAUUUAAAAAAAAAAUACGAUAAAAAGCACUUCGAAAGAGAGAAAAACAAAACACACAUUUCUCGCACAAUACAAAAUGUUAUGUCAUUUCAGUAUUCGGUCGAUCGGAAAAUCUAUUACGUUUAGAACAUGAGAUUUCUGUGUAAAUUUUGGAAAUUUAUUUAUUUGGUCGUUUAAUCGAUCAUUGAAAUCAUUUGAUAUACUCCCGACAUAUAAUUUUCAUUGCGCUUCAAACAGAACAAUAUCGAUCAUGUCAAUCUUAUUAGAUUAAGAUUACGUUCCAUAUUUAGAUAUCGAAAGAGUGCAACACAAAAAAUUGCUAAUGGUGGCGGUACUGUGAAACAUAACAAUUACGAAAACACAGAAGUAAGCGAAUUUCGAAAAACACACACACACACACUCAAAAUUAAACAAAUUUCAAAUGGAUUCUUGUUGAGAACGGUCGAAUCACACAUCAAUUUAAGUAAACUUCCUUAAGAUUUAACCAGUAUGAAGCGUUCUAGCGAAAACAAGGAGACAAUGGCCGCUGGCGCUGUAACAUUGUCAAAACGUUCGUAUCGAUUACGAGGUCCGGCAACAACGGUGGUGGCUAAUUCAAAAAAAUCAUCAACAACAAUUAACAAAGCUUCCGUACAGACUACAAAAAAAUCAAGUACAAAUGACAUUGAUCAAUCAAAAAAUGAUGAUGCAAACGGCGACAAUUCACUGGCCAACAAUCGUACCAGACGUAGUAGCACGAGAUUUGGAUCACGAUCAUCUACGAAUUCAAUUGGUAUAAAUACGCGCACAAAGUCAACGGUUCGUGACGAAAACAAUCACAGUGCAACAAUGAUCGGCAACAAUAAGAAACGAAAAACAGCACCACCACCAUCGCAUUCACAAUCGAUAAAUGACGUUGACAAUGUUGUGGAAAAUGGUCGUAAAAGUCGAGGCUCUAAAACAAUAAUUAGAAAUAGUAAAAAUGGUGACGGUAAAAUUAACGGUAUCCAUAAUAGUAACGAUCAUGAUAACAGUAAUGUGGAAAAUGGCCCAAACGUUGAUCAUAGUAUUGAUGAAAAUGAUGAAAAAUUACAAAACAAUUCAACGAAAUCAAAAACGAAACGCAUACGUACUAAACGUAGAUAUAUUUGUAACUUUUGUGACAAAGAGUUUUUAGGUGGCAACGAUUUGCGCAAACAUAUUCGCAUCCAUACCGAUGAACGACCAUUUGAAUGUCAACAUUGUGGACAAAAAUUUCGACAAGGUGGCUGCUUAAAGAAUCACAUCGCCUCACAACAUGGCACUUCCGAAACGUUUACAUGCUACUAUUGCAAUAAAUCGUUUCCGAUUAAGGAACGACUUCGACUACAUAUGAGACUGCAUUCAGGCGAGAAACCUUAUCAUUGUAAAAUUUGCUUCAAACGUUUUGCUCGCGGUGGACAGUUAACACAACAUUUGGCAAGUCAUACUGGCGUAAAAAAGUAUCGUUGCACACAAUGUUCGAAUUCAUUUUCAUGUUCGGUUAAUUUGAAAUUGCACGUUAAAAGCCAUUUGAAUGUUCGUGAUUAUACAUGCCAUCUUUGUGGUAAGUCAUUCGUGCGACCUGAUGCACUGAAGAAGCAUUUGACAUGUUUCCAUGAAAAUGUAAAGGCAUUUUUCUGUAACAUUUGUUCGCGAACAUUCAAAGGACAUUUGCCGCAACAUAUGCGCACCCAUGAAAAUGUCAAAUCGCAUGGAUGCGCCAAUUGUGGUGCAACAUUCUCGCAAAAAUCGCAGCUAAUCGUCCAUCAGCGAAUCCAUUCGGGUGAACGGCCGUAUCGUUGUCAGGUGUGUUGGCAAGCAUUUGCACAUUCGAGCGUCUUGAAGUUGCACAUUCGUAAGCAUACUGGCGAAAAACCAUUCAAAUGUUCCGUUUGUAAAGAUACAGAGACGGCAUUUUCGCAAUUGCCACACUUGAAAACGCACAUGAGAGCCAUUCAUGGCAUGGACAAGGUUUAUCAUUGUGAAUACUGUUCGGAAUACUUUAAAACCAAACACGAAUUGCAAGAACAUAAAAUCAAAUGUUCAAAAGCACCAAAAACAUCGGAACAUCACAUUGAUGAACAAUACAAUGGCCUUCACACCGUUAUUGAACCGAAAUGUUCAACAAAAGAGACAACCCUAUCCCGGAUGCGGCUUCUAAUUGCGGUGCUUUUAAAAAAGAUUUCAUCACAAGAUCGUCUCAAGCAGCUCGGUUUUGAUAAGCGACUUAUUGACAAUGUACUGAUGGACGCAUUAAAAAUGGCCGGCCAAGAUGUGUGCACCGAUUCAAAUUUACACGAAGUGGAACGCUUACGGGCAAAUGUGAAAAUUUUCUUGGACUGGUCCAUUCCCGAUGCGUACAUGAAAAAAUUCAAAAAUGAACAACGCAGCACAGAAGAAUUGCUUGAAGAUCUCACCAGCAACUUUAAUCGUCAACCGAAAAAAGCAUAAGUUUGCUUAUUGUUUGUUAAUUUUUUUUACAUGAAUUGAAUAUGGAAUCGGCCAUCAUAACAAAACAGGUUUAGAUGAAUUAUAUAUUGAAUUACAUGUUUCUACUAUUACAAUUAUUAUUAGAA